AUGCGUUUGAUUAUUCGUGACGAUGCCAACGGCGCCAGCGCCUAUGUCGCAAACUACAUCAUCAGCCGUAUCAACACCUUCCACCCCACUGCCGAGAAUCCCUUUGUGCUCGGCCUGCCCACUGGCUCCAGCCCUCUAGGCGUGUACAAGAUCUUGGUUGAGAAGUACAAGGCCGGCCUGGUCUCAUUUGAAAAUGUCAUCACCUUCAACAUGGAUGAGUACGUGGGCAUUCCCCGCGACCACUCCGAGUCGUACCACACCUUUAUGUGGAAGCACUUCUUCUCUCACGUAAACAUCCACCCCUCCAACGUCCACAUCCUCAACGGCAAUGCCCCCAACCUGGAGGCCGAGUGCGUCGCCUAUGAAGAUGCCAUUAAGAGGGCUGGCGGCAUUGACCUGUUCCUGGCCGGUAUUGGCGAGGACGGCCACAUUGCCUUCAACGAGCCCGGCUCCAGCUUGGCCAGCCGUACCCGUGUCAAGACUCUUGCCUAUGACACCAUCCUGGCCAACUCCCGCUUCUUUGACCACGACAUCAGCAAGGUGCCCCGCAUGGCCUUGACUGUCGGUGUCCAGACCGUCCUCGAGGCCCGAGAGGUUGUCGUCAUCAUCCUGGGCCAGCGCAAGUCGCUUGCCCUGCAGAAGUGCAUUGAGGAGGGUGUCAACCACAUGUGGACCCUGUCCAGCUUGCAGCUUCACCCUCACCCCAUGAUUGUGGUUGAUGAGGAUGCCACUGCUGAGCUCAAGGUCAAGACCGUCAAGUACUUCAAGAGCAUUGAAAAGGUGGCCAUGGACGCCGGAUUCGAGCAGAUCCUGCCGUCCAAGGUCCGCACCGGCAACGGCCCUAUUCCCCAGACCAAGGUGGACGAGGUCUCCUCCCCUACCAUCCACGCUCCUCAGCCCACCACUUCUCGCCUUCUCCGGGCCACUCCGGCCACCGAGUACCCCAUCCGCUCCGUGUCGCCGGAUCUGGUCCCGGACCGCAUGGCCUCCCGCAUCCCUGAGCCCCACCUCACCGACAGGCUGACCCCUAACCCUGAGCAGCAGACUGUUCAGCAGAAUGCCAUUACUGCUUAG
Messenger RNA from Trichoderma virens Gv29-8, 1074 nucleotides. RefSeq lists its product as uncharacterized. Gene Ontology annotation, biological process: carbohydrate metabolic process; N-acetylneuraminate catabolic process; D-glucosamine catabolic process. The transcript has 3 exons. The record is from RefSeq and is a predicted model, not a curated record. Gene Ontology annotation, molecular function: identical protein binding; glucosamine-6-phosphate deaminase activity. Gene Ontology annotation, cellular component: cytoplasm. Bases 1 to 1074 code for a protein of 357 amino acids. NCBI's taxonomy places the organism in Eukaryota, Fungi, Ascomycota, Sordariomycetes, Hypocreales, Hypocreaceae.